AUGGGUGUAGUGCUGAAAGUCAAAGAUGGCAAAGUGUCUCCGACACGAGUGCUUGUAGGCGCAACCGCUACUGUGCUCGCCAGUUACGGGCUUUACAUCCUCCUAUUCGCCAUCGUCAUCCGUGCCGCCUACAAACGCUACGCCUCACCACUACGCAAAUAUCCCGGUCCCUUCCUGGCCUCCUGUUCGCGUCUAUGGAAGGUCCUAUCCACAGCAAGUGGCCGAACACACCUCGACCACAUCGAGCUUCAUCGCAAAUACGGUCCUGUCGUGAGGAUCGCCCCCAACGAGGUCUCGGUAGCAUCACCUGAAGCAGCAAGGACCCUCCUGAGCGCCGGCAAGCGCUUCUUCAAGACUCCCUUCUAUAGUGUCUUCCCACCGGCCGAGAACCCCGACAUCUUCACCGAGAUACGAGAAGAUGCCCAUGCUCAGAAGAAGCGAGUUGCCAACGUGCCCUACAGCAUGGCUGCUAUGCAGCAGCUGAGCCCCUUCAUCGACGACACCAUCGAACUGUUGGUGUGCAAGAUCGACGAACACAUUGCGCAACACAAGGGAGUGUUCGACUUGGGCGAUUACCUGCACUACUUUGCCUUUGACGUCCUCGGGGAGGUGGCCUUCAGCAGGAGUUUUGGAUUCCUCGCACAAGGUCGGGAUGUGGACAACGCCAUCAAGACGAUUGACAAGUCCCAAACAUACAACGGCAUCGUGGGACAAGUACCCGAGCUGGAUCACCUGCUGAGAAGGAACCCACUGUGGCGGUCCAUCCCGUGGUUGAGCACCAAGAAUGCUUUGAUCACACGGAUGGCGCUCGAGGAGAUGGGUCGGAGACAGCCUUUUAACAAGGACACAGCGGUAUUGCAGACUGGCGAUACUAGGCAGGAUUUGAUGGCUAGUUUGAUCUUGGGGCAUCUGAAAUCUCCGGAGAAAUUUGGUGUGGGGGAUGUCUUUGCUGUUGCGCAUGGUGCCAUCUUCGCCGGCUCCGAUUCCACCGCCUCAACAAUGCAAUCCUUCUUCUACCACGUCCUCUCCUCCCCAUCCACCUAUCAGUCCAUCCUCUACGAGAUCCAAUCCGCCGUUGCCACGGGUGCCAUCCCCGCCAUUGGCAACCUAACCUGGAACGAAGCCCAGACCUUGCCUUACCUACAAGCGUGCCUCAAGGAAGCCAUGCGCCUCCGUCCCGCCGUGGGACUAAACAUUACCCGGUUUGUCCCUCCAGAGGGCGCAGAGCUUGAUGGUCACUUCUUCCCUGGUGGUACGAGCAUUGCUGUUAACGGGUGGGUGCUGCAUCGUGAUAAAUUGACGUUUGGAAAGGAUGCGGAUGAGUGGAGGCCGGAGAGGUGGUUGGAGAGCGAGGAGGAGGCGAGGAGGAUGGAGAGGUAUAUGUUUCAGUUUGGAGGUGGAAGUCAUCUAUGCAUUGGAAGGAACUUGGCGCUGUUGGAGAUCAACAAGGUUGUUCCGAGACUGCUGAGGGAUUACAGGUUUGAGCUGGCGCAUCCGGGGAGGGAGCUGAAGGCUACUGCGUCCUUCUUUGUGGUGCAGAGUGGGUUGGAGGUUUUUGUGCGUAGGGCCUGAGUUCGAUUUUCGGGUUUUCAGCGAGUCUUGGUUGUUUUGUUGGUCUUGGUCAAGGCUUGUUUCCUUUCGCUUUCGGCCCAACAACUUCUCCCGGGUCUUACACACCUGCCCAUAACGGUACGCGUCUGGUAACAUCUAUGGUAG
Neurospora tetrasperma FGSC 2508 is the source of this 1716-nucleotide messenger RNA. RefSeq lists its product as uncharacterized. Lineage: Eukaryota; Fungi; Ascomycota; Sordariomycetes; Sordariales; Sordariaceae. The record is from RefSeq and is a predicted model, not a curated record. Gene Ontology annotation, molecular function: iron ion binding; monooxygenase activity; oxidoreductase activity, acting on paired donors, with incorporation or reduction of molecular oxygen. The transcript is spliced from 3 exons. Bases 1 to 1572 code for a protein of 523 amino acids.